Messenger RNA from Oncorhynchus kisutch (coho salmon), 3534 nucleotides. RefSeq names its product probable vesicular acetylcholine transporter-A. The coding region runs from base 1404 to 2966 and encodes 520 amino acids. The record is from RefSeq and is a predicted model, not a curated record. Gene Ontology annotation, cellular component: AP-2 adaptor complex; AP-1 adaptor complex; terminal bouton. NCBI's taxonomy places the organism in Eukaryota, Metazoa, Chordata, Actinopteri, Salmoniformes, Salmonidae. Gene Ontology annotation, molecular function: acetylcholine transmembrane transporter activity. The transcript has a single exon. Gene Ontology annotation, biological process: transmembrane transport; chemical synaptic transmission.
UUUUAUUAAAGUCUUUUUUUCUCGGACCUGUAUAAAUGAUAAAUGCAUGCAAUACUUUUACUAUGAAGGAUAUCUUUCCACCUCUACUCCCUUCCACGGUGUCCUGUGUCCUGCGAAAGCCCGCAGCCCUGUGCAGUAUUAGUAUUUUUGCGUUGCCAUGUAAUGCUUACAGGACAAAGACCCGUUUCUAAAACUGCAUAUCAAAGGCUCUGGUCUGUCCAAGAAGUGAGGGUAUUUGAUAAACAUGUUCUCUUCUAUCCACUUUGUUUUAAUUAUUAUUUUGGGUAUAGGGCAGGGUUACUUUUUUCAAGCGUUCCGGUAAAAUAUAUUUUUUCUGAUGGGAGGGCCGUCCAUUUUCAUUUCAGAGAGGUCCGAUUUUCUCUAUGUAACCCAUAUUGGAAAUAACGUUCACUCCCUUAUUGGAAUUCCAAUUAUUGGGUAAAGACGUCAUGUGCUUAAAAUGGCAAACGUUUCACUUUUAAAACAUUAGGGUACUUUCAAUUAAUCGAUUAUUUUUUGUCAUAUGAAAGUUAGAAAUGUUAACCAAACAGUGGAUAUUGUAUUGAACAUACAUUGCAUAAAAUACAUAGAGUACAUCAAAGGUCACUUGGAAACAAAUGUAGCCCACAUCUAAAAUAAUAACUCCUUGUUCAAAUGUUUCCAAACACAUUGUUCAAAUGUUGUCCAUUGUUUAGCUCUCCUGACUUUUUGAAACGUCCAUACAAUUCAUAUUAUACAAGCACACACUGUCCUUUGAUUGAAGGGUGGGCUUAUAUCAAACCAAGAUAAUUUUUCCGUGAAGUAACUGGUUGCAGAGUGUUAUUGGGCACGGGCUUGCCAUUUGUUAAAUUAUCAUAAAAUAAUUUCCCAUCUGUGGAAACACUGAAAGGCAAACAUGGAUUGCAUCAUAUAUAUUUUGGAAACGACGGGGUAGGGGGACACUGAAGGGGUCUAGGUGAUGUGAGAUGAUGACAUACAGGUGGCUGCAGAUGUGAGAGCAGAUGGCUCUCACGAAGUAGUGUUACUAGUAACACUAGUAACAUUUUGCGAGUGAGCUGCAGGUGAAUCUCUAACCUGUGUGAGUUUAUCUGUCGCCAGCGCGUCACCUGAAUGACGGGGUAUGAGGCAAUGAAACCACAAUGGAAGACAGGGUUAAACUCGUCCAAGUCACGAGAGAGGAAAUACGAGCGCAAUGACGGACUGUGCCACCAGGGAAAGGUAAAGACCGGAAAGCUGGACAUAUGUUUAGACUGCUGCUGAAUAAGUAAAUUGAAUGAGUGAACCUGACAAGACCAAAACACAUGAACACAGAGCUCCUGAACGGAGACGCGCACAUUUCAGUCGGUGGAAAGAGUUUAUUUUUCGUUUUGGAAGAGAGAAGCCAGCAGAAAACGUAAAGAAUCAUGGAUACAAAGGGAAUCACAGAGGACCACGGAGCCGCCCACGGAGCCGGGGAUCUAGCGCAAUCUGCUGCUAUGAAACUGUCUGAGAUAGGCGAAAGAACUAAACAACUAGGUACUAAAUUCAAAGAGCCUGAGCGACAGAGACGGAUUAUUCUAGUGAUUGUCUGUGUAGCACUUCUAUUAGAUAACAUGCUUUACAUGGUAAUUGUGCCGAUCAUACCAGACUAUUUGGCAGAAUUACAAAGUGAGGCAGAUCACGCUUCGUUUAAUGCACGAGUCAUAAACGCCGGGAAUUCCUCGAAUCAUACUAUCUUUAAAGCCACCAAAGGCAACUUCGACCUGCAGAUUGGUGUACUUUUUGCGUCCAAAGCCAUAUUGCAGCUUUUGGUCAACCCGUUGACCGGGACAUUCAUUGACCGGGUCGGUUAUGACCUUCCUCUGUUCAUCGGACUCAUCAUCAUGUUUUUUUCCACAUGUCUAUUCGCCUUCGCCGAUAAUUACGUGUCUCUGUUCGCGGCGAGGAGCUUGCAGGGUUUAGGCUCAGCGUUCGCAGAUACAUCAGGCAUCGCCAUGAUAGCGGAUAAGUACACGGAGGAGGCGGAGAGGAGCAGAGCUCUGGGUAUCGCCCUGGCAUUCAUCUCUUUCGGCAGCUUAGUGGCGCCUCCCUUCGGGGGCAUCCUGUACGAAUUCUGUGGGAAACGGGUGCCCUUCAUUGUGCUGGCCUGCAUCUGUUUCACGGACGGCAUGCUGUGCCUGACGGUGUUAAAGCCCUUCUCCAGAGGGGAGAGAGAGAACAUGCCCGUGGGCACCCCCAUCUACAAACUGAUGAUCGACCCCUACAUAGCUGUGGUGGCGGGUGCCCUGACCACCUGUAACAUCCCGCUGGCCUUCCUGGAGCCCACCAUCGCAAACUGGAUGGAAGAAACCAUGAACUCUUCCCAAUGGGAGAUCGGCCUUGCCUGGCUUCCCGCGUUCUUCCCGCAUGUCCUGGGUGUGUACAUCACCGUCAAACUCGCGGCUAAGUACCCACACCUGCAGUGGUUCUACGGGGCCCUGGGCAUGGUGAUAAUCGGCGCCAGUUCGUGCACCGUGCCAGCCUGUAAGACCUUCGGCCAGCUGAUGGGUCCACUGUGUGGCAUCUGCUUUGGCAUCGCCCUGGUGGACACGGCGCUACUACCUACACUCGCUUUCCUGGUGGACGUGCGGCAUGUGUCGGUGUACGGCAGUGUGUACGCCAUCGCGGACAUCUCCUACUGCGUGGCAUACGCCCUGGGCCCUGUGGUGGCCGGACAGAUAGUCCACGACCUGGGCUUCAUUCAGCUCAACCUGGGCAUGGGCCUCGCCAACGUGCUUUACGCACCAGCGCUCCUCUUACUAAAGAACGUGUGCCAAAUGAAACCUUCAAACUCGGAGAGAGGCAUGCUACUGGAGGAAGGCCCCACGGGUCUCUACGACACAAUAAAAACUCAGGAACGCGAGAGGAAGAGGAAGGGGUUAAGUAAUGUUGUUGAUGAGAAUGGCAUAGACACGUAUUCUGAAGAGGAGUCAUUUGAGUAUGCGUAAACUGUAAAAAAAAAAAAAAAAAAUGUAAGUGCCCAUAAAGCGAUGAAGCUAUACUCUGUGUCAUACUCAUUUGACGCAACCAUUUACAUAAUUUAAUUAGGAAAGAAGAUAACUACAGAAGAAUCUCCUGUCUUCCAAUUCAAUCGGACAAUGUCAUCUGAAGAAACAUUCACAGUAGAUUGCGCUGGGGUGAUAUUUGUAAAAGCUGAAAGUGUGUGCAUUGUGACAAAACAUUGAUUCCAUAUCAUAUUCAUGGACCUGUGUAAAGGGAACAUAACUUUUAUCAUAAAAAAGAACAAAUUAAAUGUAUUCGUCAUUCAAAAUAAUAUACCUUAUAUGUAUUUUGCAAGAGUUGUGCUGCUAAAAUCAAUAUGCAAUAUUUCACAAUACACUUUUAGGGGGGAAUAGGUGGGUUUGAAUCCCCCGUCUUACAUUGUGUAUUCUGUAUUUAACUUAAUUUGGAUGAUGUAAGCUAUCUGGAAUGUAUAUCCUAAAUGUAUGAUAGGACAUUUCAACAAUUGUUUAUAUGUGUAUAUUAAUGUACAUAUUAAAUCAAGAGUAUGUGAAU